Molecule: messenger RNA, 1128 nt
Organism: Geodia barretti
Lineage: Eukaryota; Metazoa; Porifera; Demospongiae; Tetractinellida; Geodiidae
Source: the annotation of a GenBank genome assembly
AUGAAUCAAGACAGACGUUUGACAAAAGAAGAGAUAAAAAGCGAUCAAUUUGUUGACAGCACGCUACGGGUGUAUGAGUUCCUCAAGGCGAACUUAAAAUCGAUUAUUAUUGGUGCAACAAUAGUUAUUUUGGUUGUCGGGGGAUUUGCCUUUUAUCAGCAACAGCAACAGACCGCACGCGCAGAAGCCUUUUUGAAAUAUACCGAAGCCAUCGAGAAAUAUCAGGAAGCCGAGAGCGGUUGGUUAGAUGCGGACGAAACGGAAAAGCCAUUUGAGACUGCUACGACCCAACUUCAAGCCAUUUUCCAAAAAUACCCUGGGACUUCUGUUGCGGAUAAAGCACGAUACAGUUAUGCCAAAGCGCGCUAUUAUGAAGGGGACUAUGACGGUGCAAUCACCCACUUUCAAAUGGUCGUGAACGAGCACCAACUGGAAAACCAGAUUCUCGCUUUAUACGCUCAAAAAGCGAUUGGCAACUGCUAUGAGCAGAAGGGCGAAUACCAAAAGGCACUUGAGGCAUAUACCCCCACAGAGGAUAAACUGCCUCAGAUUGCCAUGCGUGAUUACGCAUUUUCGGAUUUUCGGUUGAGUCAAGCACGUUGCUAUGAGAAACUUGGUGAUUUUGAUAAUGCACUAGCAAUCUACAAAGAUAUUAUAGAUCUCUUUAAAGCCAAUCUGGAAAAAGCUAUUCAGCAAAAAAGUCGUGACUUAAUUCCCGGAGCAAAAACAUUGAUUGCGAGCCUUCCGCAGCCACCAAAGGUAACAGCUGCUGAAGGAUUGGAAAAUGAAGGCAGCUAUCACGAAGCCUUCGCUGCUUAUGCCAAAGCGAUUCAUGACUACAAAGUUGGUAAAGAUAUUCAUGGCGGACUCACCGACGAACGGCGCAAGGCUAUCAAUCGCUUUGAAAAAACCGCAAACGACUUUCUCAUAAACCUGCGCGAUGCUCGGCGCGCUGAGUCGGAAGGACGGGAUCCUUUGCGCUCCUAUGUGGAAGCGGUCGGUCUCGGUGGGCGUAGUUUCUAUGAAAAGUCUUUGGAUUUGCGCCGCACCGUUCGCUCUAUGAAAAAGCGCUUUUCCGUCGUGAUAAACUUCAACGUGUGCAGAAGUGAAGUUGUUAGGGCAGGCUGA